Molecule: messenger RNA, 936 nt
Organism: Teleopsis dalmanni
Lineage: Eukaryota; Metazoa; Arthropoda; Insecta; Diptera; Diopsidae
Product: chitinase-3-like protein 1
Biological process (GO): carbohydrate metabolic process; chitin catabolic process
Cellular component (GO): extracellular region
Molecular function (GO): chitinase activity; chitin binding
Source: RefSeq, a predicted model, not a curated record
UUUGGAUCCGUUCAAUUACUUACUGACAGCAGCAGUAGGCUCAGCGGAAUUUUCUGCAUCCCUUUCAUACAAUAUACCAGAGGUAUCGAAAUAUUUGGAUAUUAUCAGCGUUAUGGCUUACGAUUUGCAUGGUCCUUGGGAUGAUGUUAUAGGAAUUAACGCUCCACUUUAUGGUGGUAAUAGUGAUAAAACUAAACGGGAGAAGCAGUUGAAUGUCGAUGCAAUAAUUAAAUAUUGGCUAAGCAAAGGUGCACCGAGCGAUAAACUUGUUUUGGGAAUACCAUUUUAUGGACGUUCAUUUACUUUAGAGAAUGCUGAAAAACAUACACCUGGUUCUCCUCAUCUUGGGCGUGGUAUAGCUGGACAAUACUCCGUAGAACCAGGCGUAAUAGGCUAUAAUGAAUUAUGUGAAAAAAUGCAAAGUGAAAGAUGGCAUGAAGAAUGGGAAUCCGAACAAAUGGUGCCAUAUGCUUAUCAAGGCAGACAAUGGGUUGGUUAUGAAAACUUAAAUAGCAUUAAACUGAAAGCAGAUUAUGUUAUGGAAAAGAAUUUAGCUGGCAUUAUGAUAUGGUCAAUUGAAUCAGAUGAUUUUCGUGGACAGUGUGGAGAGGAAAAAUUCCCUUUGCUUAAACAAGUCAAUAAAAUAUUGUUUGGUCUUACCGCUACAGGAAUGACUGAGGCAACAAGUAAAAUUCAAAACUUGUCAACAACAGAUGCCAAUAAAGAUAACAAAGGUAUUUCUGGAACUGAUGGUUCUUCAACAUUUAUUUUCAAAUGUGAAGGACAAAAUGGUUAUGUACGCAGUCAAUACGACUGUUCCAAAUUUUAUUACUGCGAUCCAAAUGACAAUAGUUUUUCAUUUGAAUGUCCACAUGGCCUUUAUUUCGAUUUAGAGUCGAUUAGUUGUAAUUAUGCGGAUCAAGUUAAAUGCUGAAA